Egretta garzetta (little egret) is the source of this 474-nucleotide messenger RNA. RefSeq names its product complexin 3 (gene CPLX3). Lineage: Eukaryota; Metazoa; Chordata; Aves; Pelecaniformes; Ardeidae. Gene Ontology annotation, biological process: regulation of neurotransmitter secretion; synaptic vesicle exocytosis; neurotransmitter transport. The transcript has 3 exons. The record is from RefSeq and is a predicted model, not a curated record. Gene Ontology annotation, molecular function: syntaxin binding. Gene Ontology annotation, cellular component: SNARE complex; terminal bouton. The coding region runs from base 1 to 474 and encodes 157 amino acids.
AUGGCGUUCAUGGUGAAGAGCAUGGUGGGGGGGCAGCUGAAGAACCUGACGGGUGGCCUGGGAGGCGAGGAGAAGAGCGAGAGCGAGAAAUCUCCAGCCGAGGCGCAGGGCAUGACCCGCGAGGAGUACGAGGAAUAUCAGCGGCAGCUGGUGGAGGAGAAGAUGGAGAGAGAUGCCCAAUUUGCCCAGCGCAAGGCAGAGAGAGCCACAUUCAGGUCCCACUUCCGAGACAAGUACAGACUCCCCAAGAAUGAAACGGAUGACAACCAGAUCCAGCUGGUGGGAGGCGACGUGGAGCUGCCCAAAGAGCUGGCCAAGAUGAUCGAGCAGGACAACGAGGAGGAGGAAGAGAAGAACUCGGUCAUCGGCCAGCUCAGCAACAUCCAGAACCUGGACCUUGAUUCCUUGAAAGACAAAGCUUCGGCCACGCUAGAGGACCUGAAGCAGUCGGCUGAGAAAUGUGCCGUGAUGUGA